Pochonia chlamydosporia 170 is the source of this 1236-nucleotide messenger RNA. RefSeq names its product tetratricopeptide repeat-containing. The transcript has a single exon. The record is from RefSeq and is a predicted model, not a curated record. NCBI's taxonomy places the organism in Eukaryota, Fungi, Ascomycota, Sordariomycetes, Hypocreales, Clavicipitaceae. Bases 1 to 1236 code for a protein of 411 amino acids. Gene Ontology annotation, biological process: protein folding. Gene Ontology annotation, molecular function: Hsp90 protein binding.
AUGAGGAUUGAAGAGAUCGCCGAUGAGAUGGAAAAGACCAUUCUCGAACAAAAGCCCAACGCAGAGAAAGCACACACAGCAAAAGAUGGAGCCGAGGAAACGAAGCCAGAAUUACCGCCGGCAAUGGCAUCACACAAGAAGCAGACAUUUGACGAAAUCAUGGCCGACCUGAACAAGUCCCCACUGUUCAUGACGGACAUGGAAGAAAACGACGACAUUGCGGCCCUCCAAGCGCUCAACUACGAGGGCACACCGCUUGAAAACGGGGCUGAUUUCAAGAUUCGCGGCAACGAAUGCUUCAAGGUACGGGGGUAUGUGGACGCGCGGGAAUUCUACACCAAGGGCAUCCAGAUUUUGUUCCUGGAAGAGCGGAAACGUGCCCGCGGAGAAAUCACCAAGAGCCCCGAGGGCGUGGAAGACAGCGCAGAGGAAAUCGCCUCGCAGAAAGAGGUGCUCGAGGCGCUGUACGUGAACCGCGCAGCAUGCCACCUCGAGCUAGACAACUACCGCAGCUGCUGGACAGACUGUGCCGCAGCGCUGCGCCUGAACCCGCGCAACAUAAAGGCCUGUUAUAGGAGCGCAAAGGCCCUCCUGGCAGUGGACCGCAUCGAGGAAGCAGACGACAUUUGCGCGCGCGGACUGUCCCUCGACCCCGAAAACAAGGGCCUCAAAGACACGGCAGACAAGAUCAUCAAGCGUGCGAAAGAAAUAGACGCCAAGAACAAAAAGGACGCUGAGCGAAAAGCCAAGGUCAAGCGGCGCGAGAUGCUCCUCCAGGCUGCCCUCAAGGCGAGGGGCAUCCCGACCAGGACGACAGCCCAGCCCCCCGAGAUGGGGGACACGAAGCUCGAGCUUGUGCCGGACCCGGAUGACCCGCGGAGCAGCCUGUCGUUCCCGACGGUGCUGCUGUAUCCCGAGCAUCUUGAGUCAGAUUUCAUAAAGGCGUUUAAUGAGACGCAAACGCUCGAGGAUCACUUGUCGUACGUGUUCCCGCUGCCGUGGGACAAGGAGGGCGUGUACACGGCCGCGGGGGUGACUUGCUACGUGGAGACGCUGGGAGGGGGUGUGCUCAAGAUGGGGAAGAGGGUGCCGCUGCUGAAGGUGUUGGGGACGGGGAAGGUGGAGGUUGUGGAUGAGGUGAUGAAGAUUUUUGUGCUGCCGAAUGAUAAGGCGGAUGGGUGGGUGAAGAGGUUCAAGGAGCAGAAGGCGGCGGAGUUGGGGAAGGGUGGUGGUUGA